CUUCGGUUUUUGUUCUGAUAUCUCAUCUAAUCUCAACUAAAAUCCAAAUAUCCAAUCCCCAUAAAACAGAUUUUUAUUAUUUUCCACCAAUGGAUCCUGGCUUCGCCGGAGCACCGCCGGGCACGGCGGUGUUCGAUCAGAUUCUGGCCGAGGAACCAGAUAGCUCGUUGCUUCACCGGAACACCUUCUCCGGCGACUCCUUCUCUAUCCCCGACACCUUCGAGGACGUUCUAAACUUUGAUUUAGAACAGUUUGAUUUUGACAUACUAAACUCCCCACCACCGUCGCCGACGCUUCCGCCGACCGUCACCGUUGAUUCAGCUUCCUCCGUGGAAUUAAAAGCGCAGGCCUCGGAGGUCGGCCCGGUAGGGCCCACUGCGGGACUCGACCUCGGCGGAGAGAGGAAGGGGAAGCGGCGUCUCCGGAACAGCUAUACCGUUGGGGCGUAUGGGCCACUGGUAUCUCGGGGGAAGAGGACCAUGAACUCUGAGGAACUUGCUGAACUUGCUAGGGUUGAUCCCAAGAGGGUUAAGAGGAUUCUUUGCAAUAGAAAAUCUGCUGCUAAAUCAAAGGAAAGGAGAGUGAUUUAUGAGAAAGAUUUGCGAGAAAAGGUCCCGCAGCUUGCGAUUCAAUCAGCUAACCUAGAUGCUAAACUUAGAUUUCUUGCGGAAGACACUACAAAUAGGGAUGUUCGUCUUAAGCAGCUCAGAUUAACCAUAGAUGCUAUGCGACAAGAAGCGCAGAUUAAAGAUGCUCUCUCUGCAUCGGUAAAGGAAGAACUUCGAAGCCUCCGUAGGAAUAAACAUGGUCAUGUUGGUGUUAUGUCAAGUUGUGGUUCUGUGGACGAGUUGACCUCUCAAUUUUCUUCACAGUUGGCUCUACAAAAGUUUCAUAAUCAUCCGUCGUCGUCUCAGAAACAUCUAGACCUUCCUCAGCAAACACAGCUCUCCAUGCCUAAUCCUCUUCCUUACUCUACUACUCAGAGUUUUAGUGGGCAAUAUGGCCCUAAUAACUACUUCUCCAACUUCAAUCAGCAAAACUAGUUCAUUAUAGCAGGCAGCAUGAAACGAUAUCACAAGUAUCAUCUUGUGUAUAUGUUUGUAAUGCAGGAGAGCUGUGAAGGAUAUCAUUGUGUUGUUCAGCGUCUUUGUUGGUACUUAUGUUUUACUGUUUCAGGCUAGAUAGCCUAAUUCUUGUGCUUUUCCUGCAUUAAUUUUAAGGUUAAAACCAGAACUCAUUUUUUAUUUUCAGUUAAUUAUGUGGUGAAAACAGUUGAACAUGAAGAUGUUGAAGUAUAAGUUGAUGAUGCAUGGGGGGUGAAUGCAAGCUGUAUUCAUUGAGUUAUCACUUUGUAGCUUCUGAAGUUACAUGAUAUCAAACUUUGGAUUUUGUGAAAGAAAUUUAAUGGAAGAAAAAUGCAUCUUUAGUGUA
Glycine soja is the source of this 1431-nucleotide messenger RNA. Its product is annotated as transcription factor VIP1-like. The coding region runs from base 90 to 1043 and encodes 317 amino acids. NCBI's taxonomy places the organism in Eukaryota, Viridiplantae, Streptophyta, Magnoliopsida, Fabales, Fabaceae. Gene Ontology annotation, cellular component: nucleus. The transcript is spliced from 4 exons. Gene Ontology annotation, biological process: regulation of DNA-templated transcription. The record is from RefSeq and is a predicted model, not a curated record. Gene Ontology annotation, molecular function: DNA-binding transcription factor activity.